UCGUGUGAUGUGUUAUGGGUGACGGUUGAAUUUUGAUUUAUAACGUCAAUUUAACACUUAAUCUGUGUUUAAAUAAGCAAAUUAAAACUAGAAGGAACUUAUAUUUAAUGUGUUGUGCAUUUUUUGUUUAAAGGAGCGGUGUAAGAAAUGAACGAUUUCACAAAGAUUGUCCUAUCAAGUCCAAGAGUAGGGCCAAAACAGGACUAUGAAAAAAUAUUCACGAUUACCGAAAAAUUAUUAUCGGCGGCAGCUAAAUAUGGAAAAAAAAGAGCGAAAGAUAAUGAUGCUCCAAUAGAAACGGACGCUUCUAAUCUGAUGCACACCAUGACAGGCGAGCCCCUCGAGGUCUGUGAGCUGUUCGUCAAUGGCUUCAAGCUCGUCAGGACCUUCACCGACUGGUACCGCGACCACGACCGGCGGCGCCUGCUCACGCACCAGGACCACCGCGAUGAGUUGAUCCUGCGCCACAUCUUCAUACACCACUACGUGCAUCUCCACCGCAUUCCUACCGUUGAGAUCAUGUUAGGCUGUUUAGAAGAACAUUUCGGCCAUUCUUACAAUCUAGAUUCUUUAACCCAGUUGUUGCAAAGAAACGGUUAUAUUUGGAAACGCGUAAAGGGAACGUCGAAAAGUAUCGUUAUGGAAGAUCCGAGGAAACGAUACGAACGGAGAAAGUAUUUAGAUACAAUUUUAGAAAUGAGAAAGAAUAAAUCUCAUUUCGUUUAUAUCGAUGAUACGAUAUUCAUAGCAAACGAUUGCUCUACCUCUGAAGAACGCGCUGAAAAUUUAUAUUGCUAUGCGGCCGUGUCGCCCACUUUAGGACUUUUGAAUUCGGCAUGCAUGCCUCUUACAAAAGAAAUAUCUAAGGUAAUAAAAGUUCCGACGGAAAAUUUUAUUCUGGAAAAAGUAAUAUACGAAAUACCGCAGGCUAGCGUGAUAGUGAUCCCGGAGAGAUCGUAUCACGCGGAACCUUUCCUCGUAGUUCCGAACGUGCACAGCAGCAAGGAGCAGAUGCAGGCUUGGCUGCUGCACCACGACGUGCCGCACACCAGCGACAUGCACAGCGCGCAGCUGCUCCAGCUGGUGCAGCGCUCCAAACGUCACGCCCAAACCGACUUGCGCAAGUUUGAUAUCACCUUAUCCACGUACGGACACAAGGUAGUAAGAUUGCCGCGACAGACGAGCUAUCUGUAUUAUUUCCAACAAUUUUGGACUGAAUUCAAGCAAUUAAGGUCUGCGACCACCAACGAUUGGAAGGAUGUCGUGCCGGAGGCUUUAAAAAGAGUUUCAAAUAAAAGUUGGCUCGAAAUGGAAUCUAAUUUAGCUGCGUUGGAACAGAAAGUGAUAGAAGAGGACGAGGCGCUGGAGAAUAUUCUCGAUAAGAUACAGAUGAUGGCUCGGGAUGGUCUAGCAAAAAGCAAAGUGACUGAGUGCGAUGAAAUAGAUUCCGAUGAAUGGUUACAUGAGGUCAUAUUUCCUUAGAACUAUUUGUUAUUAAAUUUUGAAAAUAG
This is a messenger RNA of Colias croceus (clouded yellow), 1511 nucleotides long. RefSeq lists its product as uncharacterized. The transcript is spliced from 2 exons. NCBI's taxonomy places the organism in Eukaryota, Metazoa, Arthropoda, Insecta, Lepidoptera, Pieridae. Bases 148 to 1482 code for a protein of 444 amino acids. The record is from RefSeq and is a predicted model, not a curated record.